AUGGCUUUACCGCCGGAGGGCCCCUUCAACGUCGCGUUGCUGGACAGCGACGGCGUGGACCUGCCCUUUGUGAACCAUGGGGGAAUGCGCUAUGUGGCGGGCCGACCUGGGCAGGCAUUCACAGUGAAGGUGUCAUGGCCGCCGGAGCAUGAGAUGGGGAGCGUCAGCUUCGUGUUGGAGGUCGACGGCGAAUUUGUGGGAUACACUAGAGUGCGGGAUCUCCUUGGCUACCCUGCAGAACGCUGCGAAGUUAUUUUUGAUGGUUGGAUGGUCUCAAGAGGUGAGGUUUCAUCCGCAGAUGUGCAAGUUGAGUAUGCGAGAUUCUGUUUCUGCAAGCUGCAAGAUCGGUCAGACGAGUGCAUUACGCGUUCUGUGGAUGCGCCUACCGGCGUGGGCACCGUUAAGCUGCAAGUCUUUGAGUAUGAAAGGGGAGAGGGAUUCAUGUCCAGGCGCCGAACGCAGCGGCUGUGGGGCUCGAUGGCCUCAGACAGGAACCAUUCCUACAACAGGAGUGUGGAGAAGAAGACGGGUUCCAGUCUGGGCACCGAUGCAGGGGAAACGUUCUUCAAGACACGGAGGGCCCUUGGGGGCAGGUUGCCUCCUGGGAGAAUGGUGGGCCCUCCAUUGGAGACGAAGACACUAAAGUAUGACACUGCAGGGGCACUCAUGCUCCGGGGCAUCCUAGAUCCGAAGGACAUCUUUCACAAGAUGAUAUUGGAUGAAGCUACAAGAGAACUAGAAGUUGAGCAUAUGCUGCCUUCUGGUGGUGACAGUCUGACAUCGACGAGAGCAAGGGGACGGCAGGCGGAAGUGAAGCAUGAGUUCAGCCACAGAUCGCAGCCCAUGAGUCAAGAGCGCCCAUCAAAUUACCCUUGGUCCAAGUAUCAGGAUCAAACGGUGGAAGUUUGUGACCUCACGGACGAGGUGCCAACGUGGUCUGCAAGAGACGAAAAGCCGCCCACUGAUGGAAUGACGCUGCAGGCAGCAGGCUCCUCAAGUGGCUGGGGUUUUCAUAAUGGUGGGUUUAGGCUGAAUGCAGCAACGUCUUCAAGAGGUUGGGGUGUCAGUGCUCCAAAUGCCAGCAGCUCGAAACUUGCUUCUGUGGGGUUCUCGAAUGGCGGGGGCUCUGAGCACAGGGUUGUGGAAAAUGCGAGCAUGCCCACAGCCGGACCUGCAAAUGGCCGGGGUCCUGAAACUGUGUGCCUUGAUAGUCCAAGGCAGCCUGGAGAAGGGCCUUCAAGUAGUCGUGACCCUUCAGCAUUGUGUGCAUCACCUAUCUCCUCACGGCAAGUGUGUAUGGGAACAGUUCGACCUGUGGAAACGAUAGAAAUAGAUAUGGAUUGUGGUUGUGAAGAUGGGAAUGCACCUGUUGUCCUGACAUAG
Molecule: messenger RNA, 1383 nt
Organism: Ostreobium quekettii
Lineage: Eukaryota; Viridiplantae; Chlorophyta; Ulvophyceae; Bryopsidales; Ostreobiaceae
Source: the annotation of a GenBank genome assembly